UUCGAGUUUAACCUCACAUUUUUUCAAACGUGUUUAUGUUUACACGUUCUCUACAAGAAAAACUCGAUAAAAUGGAAGAAACAAUUAAAGUAGGAGACUGUGUCAUCGUACAAAGGCAAAAUUACACGAAAUUACACAAAUUGAAGGCGCACGGCACGAUGCAACUGGGCAGUUUUAUUAUAGAAAUGGAUAAUAUAGUGGGUGAGAAAUAUUUCGAUACUUUUCAAAUAAAAAAUGUGCCAAAUACGAGAAGGAACUACACCCUGGAAAAAAUCGAGGAUCUCUCCUUAAUCAACUCGAAUUUAACUGUUGAGCAGUCGGGUAGCGAUAAUAGGAACAUAAAGGCCGACGACAACAACCAAGUUAUGUCUAGCGAAGAGAUAAAUAAAUUGAAGGACGAAGAACUAUCGUCCAACAACAUUGUCGAAAAGCUGAUUUCGAACUCGAAGACGUUCAGUGAGAAAACCGAAUUCAGUCAGGAGAAAUACAUCAAGAAGAAGGCUAAGAAAUACUUUGAAUACGUAGAGAUCCGACGACCGAGCGUAAGGUUAUUAUCUCAAAUGUUCUUCAGGCAGGAACCGGCCAAAAUAUUAGGAAUAAGAACAGACGAUUUAUCCCAAAUACUGACCUACUCGAACAUCCAAUCUGAAGGGACCCAUAUUUUGUAUGAUAGUGGCACAUCUGGACUCAUGUCGGCAGCUUUAAUGGAAACUAUUGGGGCGAACACGGAUGGUAAACUAAUCCACAUGCAUCCGGGAAAUGAAUGCCAGAAGGUAGCUUUUCUCGCUAUGGAAUUUCCGGAGGAACAAGCUAAAAGAUGUAUCAACGUGAAUCUGUACUCUGUGUUGAGGCAUUUUCACCAAGGAAAAUCGGAACUGGAGCUCAAAGAGGAAGGCGAUGCAGAAAUGAAGGAUAUAACUGAAAAUAACGAUAAAAUGGAAACUGAAGCAACGGUCGAACCUGAUCCUAAGAGGAGGAAGGUGUAUAAACCGGUCUGGCAGGUGGAGAACGAAGAGGCCUGUCAGUUGUUGAAACAAGGGGUUCAUUCUAUAGUGAUAACCGCGAAAGAACAUCCAGUUAACAUUGUGGACGCUCUAGAACCUUUCCUCUUACCGAGCAGGAACUUGGUUGUGUUUUCUACCGUACGCGAACCUUUACAAGACCUCUAUUUCCACUUGAAAAGUAAAAACUACUUGGCUGUUAAGUUAACCACGAACUUUAUGAGAAAUUAUCAAGUUUUGCCCGAACGGACUCAUCCCGAAGUCAAUAUGACCAACGGUGGAUACUUGUUAACGGCUAUAAAGGUUGAGAAGUGAAAAUCAGGGAGUUUACAGAUGUAAGUAAUUUUUUAUCGAAUAAGUGGAUCGUUCAAUUUUUAUCUCUGUUGAGACGAGUUUUUGAGGACUUAUUAUACUGAAAAUAAUAUUGACAAUAUAUCAAACACGAAAAGCA
Molecule: messenger RNA, 1452 nt
Organism: Coccinella septempunctata (seven-spotted ladybird)
Lineage: Eukaryota; Metazoa; Arthropoda; Insecta; Coleoptera; Coccinellidae
Gene: Trmt6
Product: tRNA (adenine(58)-N(1))-methyltransferase non-catalytic subunit TRM6
Exons: 1
Coding region: 36-1316 (426 amino acids)
Biological process (GO): tRNA methylation
Cellular component (GO): nucleus; tRNA (m1A) methyltransferase complex
Source: RefSeq, a predicted model, not a curated record